AAAAAAAACCGAAAACGUUUGUUUUUCUAUCCUCCUGGGAGGUGUGGUCAAGGCUUGCAUUGGGUUACGUAACAAUAGAAAACGUGACCACGUCGGGCGACGUUCACAGCCAGCAGCACUAAGUGACUCAGGCGUCAGGAAAUCAGCUGAACAUUUCUUUUCUGACUGGUACAUUUUUCACAUAGUGAACGUCUGACUUCAGAGAGGAAGGAGCUUCAUCUCUUCGUGAGUUGUUAAACUCUCUGGUUUGGUUUUGAUGGAAAGGAGCGCUCAAGCCAAACGGACAGACCCGCAAGUCUGAAGAAUGUGAAGAAGGGAAACGAUGUGCUCUACGGAAAGCAACACGGAGCCGCAGCCGACAUCGUCGGACCCAGCUCUCCUCCUGGAGCUGAAGACCAGGCGGCCUCCGUCGCUGCUGGACCAGGCGGGAUGCGAGACGUGGAGCGUCGACUUCUCCCCGGACGGAACCUGGUUCGCCUGGUCGAUGGGACACGGCAUCGUGUGGGUGGUCGCCUGGCCGCUGGACUCCGAAGAGGGGCAGGAUGGAGAGACGGACAGAGCGGAUAAGAGCUUCAGCUGUGGUCACCCGGUGUGGGGGCUCGCCUUCGGACCCAGACCUCCCAGGUCGGCGGCAGCGGCGGCUCAUCCGACCAAACCGUCCAAAGGACCGAAAGGGAAGAGCACUCUGCUCCUGGCCACCGGCUUGGAGAACGGGGUGAUCAAGGUGUGGAACGUGCUGACAGGGAAUGCUGUCUUUGAUCUCCACGGCCACGAGGGCGUCGUCAGGAAUCUGGUUUUUCCACAGAACGGAUCGCUCAAGCUCAUCUCAUCCUCCCGGGACAAAACUUUGAGGAUUUGGAACCUGGCUCACAAAGGUAAAAAGGUGCAGGUGCUUUCUGGCCACAAAGACUGGAUCAGCUGCUGCAGCGUCUCAUCUGACUGCAGCAUGAUCGCUUCCGUUGGCAGGUUUGACAGAAUGGUGUGCCUGUGGAGUCUGCGCUCAUACACGUUUAUCAGGAACCUAAGAGGAGGGACCAAUAAGAAGCUAUGCCUCCUGUCCUCCUGCAGCUUCUCUCCAGACGGAGCGGUUCUCGCCACCGCCGCCUUCAGCGGCUCCAGCUGGUGGAUCGACCUUUGGGAUCCCUACACGGCCGAGAAACUGGCCACUCUUGCAGAUUACUUUGAAGAUUAUGGGCAAAACCAAAUAUCGGCAAUCCAGUUCUCCCCAGAUGGUUUGCAUUUGGCAAUCGUGACUGAUGACAGAGCUCUGAGAAUCUGGGAACCUGGAGAGAAACACAUGACAAUGCAGACAAAGAGAGACCAAGACUCCAGCGGACUCUGCUGCAACUACCAUCCACAAGGGGGCGUUAUUGCUACAGGGACCAGAAACGGCCAUGUGAGGUUCUGGAGGACGCCCCGGACGGUUCCCAGUUUGUGCCACCUCUGCCGCUCCAUAAUACGCCACUCUGUGUCAACGUUCCAGAUCGAGGCGCUGCCGCUCCCCAAACGCAUCCUGGAGUACCUCACCUACAGAAACAUCCCUGAACGCCUCAAGACCUGCUGCUCGUCUGACGAGGAGGACUGGGAGAGCUAAACAGGACUAAUAAAUCUGACAACUUAGUAACUUUAUACACU
Molecule: messenger RNA, 1635 nt
Organism: Poecilia latipinna (sailfin molly)
Lineage: Eukaryota; Metazoa; Chordata; Actinopteri; Cyprinodontiformes; Poeciliidae
Gene: wsb2
Product: WD repeat and SOCS box containing 2
Exons: 9
Coding region: 323-1594 (423 amino acids)
Biological process (GO): intracellular signal transduction; protein polyubiquitination
Molecular function (GO): protein binding
Source: RefSeq, a predicted model, not a curated record